This is a messenger RNA of Dichomitus squalens LYAD-421 SS1, 721 nucleotides long. RefSeq lists its product as uncharacterized. The coding region runs from base 344 to 676 and encodes 110 amino acids. Lineage: Eukaryota; Fungi; Basidiomycota; Agaricomycetes; Polyporales; Polyporaceae. The transcript has a single exon. The record is from RefSeq and is a predicted model, not a curated record.
CAGGACCACCUCGGGCACCCACUCUUGGCGAGGAUGGAGAGGAGUAUCCUGAUGAACGGUCAAGGUAAAUGGCAGAGCUUGAUGUGUGCCUCACUAAUCUAGGCGAGAAUGUCUUGGAAAACGCUGUGCUCGUCAUCAAGGAGAAGUCGCGGAGCAGGAGAGGACUUCGAGCGAUCAAUAUACAAAGCGGACUGGUGACGACGCCUUGUCACAAGUUGUAGAUUUACAAAUUACCGCUGUGGAACAUGCGCAGAUAUCAUUGGGAACGGGGUACGUCCAUUUUGGUUUAUCUGCUGGCUAACAGAAUGUGCUUCAGGGCACACAUUUUCUAGGGUUCAUAUCUAUGGAGGAUACGCGAAGGACAUGCAGUUCACUUCGUGUACAUGAAUCCUCAAUCUCGCCACUUCAUCGUCUGCUGAUCCUAUGGAUGUCAUGCUCUUGGACCGCUGAUGCGCGAAUCUCAGAGAUCAAGCUGGCCUGCAUACUUCCGCCACUAGGACCGGUGCGGCGAGUUCGUCCGGCACGGAGUGGACCAGACCUCCGCAGUCAUCCGACGUCGGCGCUGCAAAUACCGGGAAGAUGGAGAGUGGAAGGAAGCGAGACAGCGGCAAGACAUAGGCAUACUACUGACCUCGCCCCUUGCGCACUCUCAAUGCGUGUGCACAUCCUAUUGUAAGAGCGAAGAGCCGCAGAAGACCCCAUGACGAGGUUCACUGUUCAC